Notothenia coriiceps (black rockcod) is the source of this 5781-nucleotide messenger RNA. RefSeq lists its product as uncharacterized. The transcript has 5 exons. NCBI's taxonomy places the organism in Eukaryota, Metazoa, Chordata, Actinopteri, Perciformes, Nototheniidae. The coding region runs from base 704 to 5731 and encodes 1675 amino acids. The record is from RefSeq and is a predicted model, not a curated record.
GAGGCAGAAUGACAAGACAUUAACAGGAUGGGACUGAGAUUGACGCGCUGGAUUGACUGAUGCCUUUUAAUGACUGUGACCAUGUUGAUAAGACAGACAAUGGUAAUCAACACAUGCAGUCGGAAUGAAAGAAGAAGCUCUAACUGGAUUCAUAAUUUCUUCCACUGUGCUCGGCCUUUCUGUCGCUUUGUGUCUGAAAGAAUAACGCUCCACUGGAUAAAGACUUAAUUGGAUCCAAACCGACAUCCAGAACAAUAAACAACCAGAAUAAAUACAAAUGUAGAAAUGCUGGGAAAAGAGUGGGAGAGGAAAUGAGCUAAGAACAGUAACCCUGUGGACAUAAAAACUGGACAUAUUUUUUCAGUACUUUUCUUUUCGAAAUCUGGUUGGGAUAUUUCAAUUUGCGAUAAUGCUCUUUACAUUGCUUUUAUCACAUUGAGCUUUGGACAAGCUUAUUUUGUUGAACAGAAGGAUUAUGCUUGAGUAUUUUUACAUUAAACGAAAAGCAAAAAUUGGAAUUUUACAUUUCUAUUUUUUUUUUGCCAUGUUCCUCCCAAAGCUAGAUGCCCUGCUUCCUGCACAUUCUGAUGUUUUUUAAGCAAUUUUUUUGUGAAUUAGUAAAUCUGACAAAUUCACAAUUCACUCUUCAAACUUCUACCGUUCAUCCCAACAACCCCUCCCACCGUCAGCAAUCCGGCCAAUCAUGGGAAAGCCUCUAAGCCGUCCUGGGUGUUUCAGGAAGAGCUCCUGCUGCCUGGAAAAACAUGGAGCUGGGGAUGGGGGAGUGGGAGGGCGGGCUGCGACAGUGGACGGGGGUUAUGGAGAUGGCUACGUACCCCAAAGAUCCAUCUACGAUACCAUGUGCAUCAAUCAGCAGAUUGACAGCCAUCACCAUCACUCUGGAGGAUCCAUAAGGAGAGAUGGUGGAAAUGAAGGGAGUUUUAGCUACUCUGCAAGUGGCUCUCUGAGGGUGAGCAGGUCUCCGGCUGACAUGUUUGAUUCCCAGCCCCGCUCUCUAACUCCCAACCCCUCAUUUGUUCGGCGACUGGAUGAAAGAGCCAUCUUUGAUUCAUUGAAGCUCGGUGGUCAGGAUGUCGAUGGUGUCGGCUGCCAUUCGCCAGGAUGUUUCAACCGAUCAGUUUCUCCUUCAAUGUCAUCUUUUUCAGCACCCGGAGUGUCCUCUUCCUCAUCCAAAAAGCACCACCAUCACCCCCACCAUCACCAUGGAGACAGUGCAAAGAGUAGAGAUGGCCGACAUUCCUGGAAAGUCAUGACACCUCCAACACAGAUGGAGUGUAUGGAGUAUACUACAACUGAGAUGAUGGACAGAGGAGGUGGGUAUCUAAACCCAGGGCAAUACCCUCCCCCUGGGGGCCAGUCCUCUUCUCUUACUUCCCCCCUAAUUUCCCCCUUUUCCGGCUCACCUCUCUCCUCAGGUUACCAUACUCCAGUUUUCUUCUCCCCUGCCAAACCUCGACCCAGUCAGUCUCAGAGUUUGCGAUGUUCCCCUCCCCAUGUCAUCCAGCCGAGGCAUUACUCGCAAACACAGAGCCUCAGAAUGUCGCCACCUCUCGAGGUAAGACGAUCCCCCUACCGCGCCCCGUUGGUCCAACUAUCUGCUCAUGACCUCGAGCAGGAAAUGAGGGAUCGAGGAGGAGGAUGGAGAAAUGAGCGAGAAAGGGACUGGGAGCGGGAGAGAGAAAGGGAGAUGGAGCGAGGGUGGGCCCAAAGAGAGUGGGAACGAGAGAGGGAGAGGGGGAGACUGGAAAGGGAGAGGGCAAGAGAAAGGGAGAGGAGGGAAACAUCGUCCUUUGGGACCUUCGGGUAUGGUCGACCCGUACCUUUGCGUUCUGACAGAGACUCUGUGUUUUUAGAGCCUGACCAGGUUUUAGACACAACACCCCUGUUGCUUCCCCAGCCUUCACCUUCCCCUUCACCUUCCCCCAAUGCCCCCAGAAUGGGGACUGCCGCUGUGGGUAGGAAUAGAGCUGUGUCAAAAGUUGGAUCUGAAAGCAUAGGUGGGGUUAUGGUUUCAAAGUAUGACAAUGGGAGUGUGGGUUUGGUGUUAAUUGACAGCAAAUCUGGGUAUGGGCCGAGGUUAGUAAAUGAAGUUGGGAACAUGUCAGAGGCCGAAAUAAGGGCUGCAAUAAAAGAACACCAUAGAGCUGAAAGUUGGAACCAGGAUGACCACGGAUCCAGGGCUAGUGUUAAAAAUGGGUCUGAAAAAAGAAUGGGCUCCCAGGUGAAAACUAGACCAGGGGGACGGGAUCUAGAAGGAAAGGUUCAGUCUGGGGUAGGGAUCGAAAAUAUGGCUCCAACUGUAAACAAGGAGGGACACAAGGGAGGGACAAGGAGUGGAGAAAUAAAUGGAAGGGGUGGGGCUAAACAAGAACCUAUUGCUGAGUCUACACCAUCUGAGAACAGGUUUGAGCCUCGAAAUAAUGUUGAGCUGGUAGCUGAACCUGGUACAGGGAUGAAGCCAGAGAUCGAGGCAGAGGUUGAGGUUAGAGCUAUUUCAAGGCAAGUGGACAACUUGAUUGGUAAUGAAGUUGAGGGUGUAGCAACAGUUAAUAGUGAGGUUGGUUCACCAGAAGAGCCCAGAGUAGAAGCUGAAGUUAAACCAGAAGUUAAGAUGGCCCCAUCUGAGCCUGAGGCAGUACUACAGACUGGGGUUGGUAAGGAAACAGGGACUAAAAGUAACAUCGAGACUGGGGUUGCUUGUCAAACCCAGAGCAGCAACAAAAUUACAGAUAAAGCCCAGAUAAAUGUUGCUGCUGGGGAUAAAACGGAGAAUGCUCCUGAAGAGCAAGAUGAGAAAAAGCCCUUGGACAUUGAUAAAAUUGAAUCUAGCCAUGUAGAGAAAUGUUCCAGGUCACGCAAGUCCAAGUCCUCCAAAUCAACAUCUAGGACUCGACCUGGCACAGCAACAGGGAUCCGUCCAGGCGUGGUCAGCCCUUGCCUAAGCAGAGGGUUUCCGGACCUUGAGCAAACAAGCCCUGCUGAGGGCAUUGAGUCAACUUGGCCACGCCGAAUUAUUGUCAGAAAGAGGACUGUUCGGCAGGGUGGGGCACUCCACAAUCUCCCUAUUCUCCCCCCACUCCCCUCUGUCCUCUCAGCACUGGAGAAGAGGCAUCCGCAUGUUCACCUCCUCCCUCGUCCAGGACACUAUUCAGAGAAUCCGCUAACAACACUCAUGAAUGCUACAAGUAUCGUGGGACGAUGCUCACUUAAAGAGCCAUCCCACCAAGAUCCAGGACAGAGCGCCAGUUUGGUGGGCAGGGCUUCCCUGAAGGAGCAGAACUUGGAGCACUGGAGGGUCUGCAGAGAGCAAGAGGAACCCAAGAGGUCCAGAAGCAAGGAGAAACAAGCAGAGCUAAGCAAGGGUAAGACUGAGAUCGAGGAGAUGAAGGGAAAAGAAGAGAAGCGAGACAAGGAGAGGGGGGAAGAGAAAGACAAAAAGAAGGAGAAAGUGGGUAAGGAGAAAGAGAGGGUUCCUGUCAGUGUGGGGCUAGUAGAGGAAACCAAACGAGAAAAGUCAGAGAGAAGGGUUGAAGAGAAAGUGCCAGAAGAUUGGAACAUAAAGGAACGUGUGAUAAAGGAACGUGUGAAAAAGGAAAGAGAUAUAGAAAUAAUUUGUCUAAAAAAGGAGGAUAAGGGAAUGGAGACUAAAGAUGCAAUACAAGGGCAGCAUGGAAAAGAGUUCAAGCAGGUUGUGACAAAAUCAAAGAAAGAAGAAAGUGAGGUAAAGGGAGGAGAAGAAGAAGGAGGCCCUUUGCGAGAGGAAGAAGGUUGGGACACUGUCCUGGACAUGGUCAACACUUUGUGGGAGGAUGGCUGGGAGAAAGGAGGAGCGGGUGGAGGGGAUGAUACAGAUUCCUUUUCUGGCUCCCUUCCGCGUUGGCCUCUUCUUCGACCCCCGAUGGGUUUUGGGGGCUCUCACCCCCCCUCCUCUGCAGCUUCGGAGCUCAGCCUGACUGAAUUGGAGCGGAGAGCCAGGGAGCUGGACUCUGACCUGGAGCACCUAGACCUGUCCCAACCACACAGGGACACCCAGGAUGUAUACCAGCCACUGCUGGAGCCACAGAGGGAACGAGCUGACAUGUACCAAACACACCCAGGGCCGCAGAGAGAUAAAGCUGCUCUCAUGACAGGCACAGGGAGCAGAUCCCAUAUCAGUUUGGAGCUCACUGCUAUGGCUUCACAAACUACAGACACAGAAAGACCUUCUGACUGGUCAACUAAACCUGCUGGGACUUCCACUGUUGGUACAAGCUCCACUAAGGAGGACAGCUCUCCAGACUCCAACCUGACACUGGAGUCCGACUCCAGCGGCGUCUUCCUCUCCUUAUCCAAUCAGAGCCAGGAGGAGGCCGGCUCUGACAGCGACCAGCCAAUCAGUGGCUCUGACCUAGGCAGCAGCAGCACGUCACUGGAAAAGGACGGGGAGAAUGGAGGGUCAAAGGAAUGGGGGAGGGAGGAGAGUGCAGAGCUACAGUGGUGCUACCCUACACUAUUCAAUACAUCCUUGCAAGAAGACAUAGAAGGAGAUAGGGACCAAGAGGAAGCUGGGCAUGGAAAUAUGGGGACAUAUGAAAGGGGAGGGAAAGAUGAAAAUGUAAGAAGGGUUUGUAGGAUAGGCACGGUUUCAAUCAUGAAGACCCAUCUCAACUAUACAGACAACGAGGGCUCCACGACUUUUAUGGCCCCACAAAGUGAAGAAAUACCGCCCAGGAAAAGAGUGACCCUCAUGGGAGGUGACAUUCCUCUUCCUCUGUCUCCCUUAAAACAACCGAUCAAAACCUUUCUAGAUCCAAAUCAGAUGCCAAUAAGAAGCUCAGGACUGGACUGUGGUGACAUAGAUCCCUUUGUUCAAUCGGACAGCUUUGUUUACCUCGCUGUGUCUGCAAAACCCGCCUCCCAGGGGGAAGUCGCCACAAAGACAGAAGUUCCCACCCAUGGCAGUGUACAAAAGCGUUCAAAUAGCGUGAAAACACACUUUGACCAGUCAAAUACAGAAUGGCGGGCCAAGCCAACUCAACUUGGUCCACAAAAACCAGAGGAAGGAGACUUUCUGUGCACUGACAGCUUUGUGUACCUGGCUGCUCCGGCCUGCCACCUAUUGGGCCCCGCAGGAACUGCACCCUACAGCGGCAGGGAGUCCGACUCGGAGAGUUCAGGAUCUGGCCCUGGUGACAUGUCAGUUCUGGGUUGUGGCUCAGUGGCAGGGGACAGUGACUGGGACUCAGACCUGUCUGACUCCGAUCCCAGUCGCCCCCCCAGGAUCUCUUCUGCUGGAAACAGAGCUGCCGGCGCAUCACGAUCAAAGCUGCACGCUGAACCGGGCUGGGAUUUAUUCGGAGAUACCACAGAGCCUGAAGUGCUGAGUGAGCUUUUCACGGAACAGGAUAAAAACAACAAUGGUAAAGCAAGGAAGGUUACCGGGGUAACCAGCAGCCUGGAAGAUUCAACGACCAUUCCCAUGGCAACUCAGCGUGUCGCUUCGCCAGUGAAACGGUCGAUAACAGUGGAGCAGGCGUCAACAAAGGUGACAUGGCAGUUUAGACCUGCCCAGAGGUCAGUCUGCACAGGAAGUAGAAAAGAGAAAGAGAAGGAAAUGACGUCAUCGUCAUCAGUAAGGUUCACGGAACUGAGAGGAGAAGAGACCCAUAGAGGCUCCCCUUCAUCUUCAUCGUCUUCAUCAUCGUCACCAUCGUCAUCAUCUUCUGGUUGAUUUGUAAAGGGAAAUGAUUUUUUACCACCAAUUGGGAAGAGCUGUGUUGC